Acanthosepion pharaonis is the source of this 489-nucleotide messenger RNA. The record is from the annotation of a GenBank genome assembly. NCBI's taxonomy places the organism in Eukaryota, Metazoa, Mollusca, Cephalopoda, Sepiida, Sepiidae.
AUGCAAAACAUUGAUGCAAACCGAUUAGCCGUAUCAAAAGAAGAAUGUCCUCUUAAAAGACAGAAUUCCUGGUUUUUGGGGGAAAACUAUUUAUCUGAGUCUGUUCAUAUCUAUCUGUCUUAUUCUGUUAAUAUCUAUCUUAGUCUGUUCAUAUCUAUAUUUGUUCAUAUCUAUCUCUCUCUAUCUACCUAUCUGAGUCUGUUCAUAUCUUCCAUUCAUAUCUAUCUUAGUCUGUUCAUAUCUAUCUAUUUUAAUCUAUUCAUAUCUGUCUUAGUCUGUUCAUAUCUAUCUAUCUAUGUAUGUAUCUAUCUAUCUACCUCAGUCUGUUCAUGUCUAUCUGUCUAUCUCAUCUGUUCAUAUCUAUCUAUCAAUCUAUCUAUUUUUAUCUGUUCAUAUCUAUCUAUCUAUCUAUCUAUCUAUCUAUCUAUCUAUCUAUCUCAGUGUCUUAAUAUCUAUCUCUGUCUGCAUGUUCAUAUCUAUCUAUUUUAA